Molecule: messenger RNA, 2124 nt
Organism: Serendipita indica DSM 11827
Lineage: Eukaryota; Fungi; Basidiomycota; Agaricomycetes; Sebacinales; Serendipitaceae
Source: the annotation of a GenBank genome assembly
AUGCCGCCCUCACAGGCCAUCCACUCUGGAUACCCAAGAACCGACCUCUCGUCUCUGAUGGGCGACAUCGACUCCCUCGCCCGCUCCAUUACUCCACCAGUGCAAGGCAUUGACCCUUUUCAUGAUGGAUUCUUUGUCCCUCCAAAUACUGACUUGGUUGCGCUGUUGGAGGAUUCGACUAACCCAACCAAUGCGACGCCAAUGAUUAGUGCUGUACAUGGUCAUGGCCUUCCCUCAGCGUCGCCAUCGCAUUCAAUGACACUCGCCUCACAAAACGAUCGUCCAACGUGCCCUCACUGCGGCGAGCUUUCGCAUUUCGACUUUAUCACCAGCUGGUCUAUGCCCGGGCAGGUGGACUUGCCUGGUCAAUACAUAUCCUACCAAGGUGUCCGCUCCGAGGAUCCAAGUAUCCAUGCCUUGCCUCCUCUGCCCAUGACUGGCAUUGACCUUUUCAAUUGGGAUAGCAUUUUAACCAACGUAACCGAGGCUGUAUCUUCUCAUGGCAGCUCUGCCGUUCCUCCGAGCGUCAAUGUCCCCCAGACCAUCGGGACCUCGGCCAAUGUGAUUCCCAUCGCUGCGGAAUCUGGGCAAGCGACUAUGUCCUCCCAGAGUACUGUAGCCUCGUCGCAGACCAAGACAACCUGUAUUCACUGUGGCGGCAAGCACUCUCGAAAGUCCCGCUAUGAAGCCUGCAAGAACAAGCAUCUUAAUCUCCAGCCAUUUGCAUGUAAUGGAGGAUGCGGUAGGCCAGGAUGCGUCAAGACAUUUACGAGUUCUGAGCGAAAGAAGGCACAUACUCGAGGUCGUCAAGUUUGCGAGAAAUGGUCUCGCGCGAUUGAGAUUGUGCAAAAGGCAAUAGACGAGGAUGUGAACCAGAACUAUGCAGAAGCCUACAAGCAGUAUCAGAACGCGCUUGACUACUUUAUGAUGGCUCUCAAGUACGAGAAGAAUGACAAGCUCCGCGUGUUGAUCCGGAAAAAGGUCGAUGAAUAUCUGGACAGGGCAGAGAAACUCAAGGCGCACAUCGCAAAGGCAGAGACGGCAAAGACAGCUGCUGCAAUCGGCAGCAGUGGCAAGACCACGUCGGGCGGAAAGGAAGACGACGGAGACGACCCAGAGGUUAAGAAACUCCGGGCGGGACUAUCGAGCGCAAUCGUACAUGAAACCCCCAACGUGAAAUGGGACGACGUAGCUGGUCUUGAAGGCGCAAAAGAGUCGCUCAAAGAGGCCGUCAUUCUCCCUAUCAAAUUUCCACAUCUCUUCACUGGCAAGCGUACGCCAUGGCGUGGGAUUCUCAUGUAUGGACCUCCUGGUACCGGAAAGAGUUAUCUCGCAAAGGCGGUAGCCACCGAGGCAAAGAGCACCUUUUUCGCCGUCUCCUCGUCAGACCUGGUCAGCAAAUGGAUGGGAGAGUCGGAAAGGCUCGUCAAACAGCUCUUCACAAUGGCUCGCGAGCAAAAGCCGGCCAUCAUCUUUAUUGACGAAGUCGACUCGCUGUGUGGCACACGAGGAGAAGGAGAAUCGGAAGCCUCGCGACGUAUCAAAACCGAGUUUCUUGUCCAGAUGAAUGGUGUCGGCAAUGACGAUACUGGCGUCCUUGUCCUUGGCGCUACCAAUAUUCCUUGGGCUUUGGACAAUGCCAUCAAACGCCGAUUCGAGAAGCGAAUUUAUAUCCCAUUGCCUGGACCAGAGGCUCGCAAACGUAUGUUUGAGCUCAACGUAGGCACGACGCCGUGCGAGUUGUCCGCAAAGGAAUAUCGACAGCUGGCAGACCGAACGAAUGGAUACUCUGGGUCCGAUAUCGCUGUGGUCGUGCGCGAUGCAUUGAUGCAACCCGUCCGCAAGGUCCUCUCGGCCACUCACUUCAAGUCUGUCGCUGCACCACAGACGGAGCACCAGAAGACACUAGGCGGUCGAUGGCCGAAGUGGACGCCGUGUUCGCCUGGAGACGCAGAGGCAGUCGAAAAGAGUUGGUCAGACGUCGAGAGUGAUGAAUUACUCGAGCCACCCCUUCGCAUGGCCGACUUUGUGCGUGCGAUUGCGCAGGUGAGACCGACUGUCACCGAAGACGAUAUCCGGAAGCAUGUCGAGUGGACAAACGAUUCCGGAGAGGCGGGCGCAUAG